Strigops habroptila (Kakapo) is the source of this 684-nucleotide messenger RNA. RefSeq names its product transmembrane protein 174-like. The record is from RefSeq and is a predicted model, not a curated record. Lineage: Eukaryota; Metazoa; Chordata; Aves; Psittaciformes; Psittacidae. The transcript has 2 exons.
AUGGCUCUGUGGCAGGGCUCCAUUUACACCCUAGUCAAAUGUGACCUGAGGUCAGAUGUGGUCAUGUACCCCCCAUUGCCUCAGGACCCAACUUCCUUGCCUUUGUACCUGCUGACCACCAUCAUGUGGGAAACGAGAAGCAGGGAAAAAGCUGGUGCCACUUUGCUCUUUUCAGGUGUGUUUUUGGGACUGGUGGGGAUCACUUUCACUGUGAUGGGAUGGAUAAAAUAUGACAGCAUUACUCAUCUGGAAUGGACUCAGUUACUAGGGCCUAUUCUGCUGUCUGUCGAGGUGACUUUUAUUCUGAUUGCUGUUUGCAAAUUUAACAUGCUUACAUGCAAGCACUGUAGAGAGGAAAAUACAUCAGACCUUAACCAGACUGCAAGUGGACGGUCCCUUGUGUUCACUAGUGUCAACCAGCCUCUAACUUUUCACAGUGCCACAGUGGUGCCGUACAUCCCUCCACCAUAACCAGCCCAGGAAGCCAUUGCUGUGAAUCCAUGCUACCUGCACCCAGUCCUCAGCUCCUGCAGUGCCAUUUCCUCCAGUGCUUCACUGAUUCCCACACCAGGCUCUGCCCACUUCUGCCCUGCCUACCCCCUAGAUAAGCCAGCUUUCACCAGAGAUGAAAACUAUGCUACUUAUCUCACAGGGAACACCAGGUUUCAGAGGUACGUCUUCUGA